This is a messenger RNA of Mustela lutreola (European mink), 1203 nucleotides long. RefSeq names its product high mobility group protein B1-like. Gene Ontology annotation, molecular function: DNA binding, bending. The transcript has a single exon. The coding region runs from base 102 to 743 and encodes 213 amino acids. Gene Ontology annotation, cellular component: nucleus. The record is from RefSeq and is a predicted model, not a curated record. Lineage: Eukaryota; Metazoa; Chordata; Mammalia; Carnivora; Mustelidae. Gene Ontology annotation, biological process: regulation of transcription by RNA polymerase II.
GCCAUUGCAGUACAUUGAGCUCCAUAGAGACAGCGCCGGAGCAAGUGAGAGCCAGACCGGCACUGGGCGACUCUGUGCCUCGCUGAGGAAAAUAGUUAAUCAUGGGCAAAGGAGAUCCUAAGAAGCCGAGAGGCAAAAUGUCAUCAUAUGCAUUCUUUGUGCAAACUUGCCGGGAGGAGCACAAGAAGAAGCACCCAGAUGCUUCAGUCAACUUCUCAGAGUUUUCUAAGAAGUGCUCAGAAAGGUGGAAGACCAUGUCUGCUAAAGAGAAAGGAAAAUUUGAAGACAUGGCAAAGGCUGACAAGGCCCGUUAUGAAAGAGAAAUGAAAACUUAUAUUCCCCCUAAAGGGGAAACAAAAAAGAAGUUCAAGGAUCCCAAUGCACCCAAGAGGCCUCCCUCGGCCUUUUUCUUGUUUUGUUCUGAGUAUCGCCCAAAAAUCAAAGGAGAACAUCCAGGCCUAUCCAUUGGUGAUGUUGCAAAGAAACUGGGAGAAAUGUGGAAUAACACUGCUGCAGAUGACAAGCAGCCUUACGAAAAGAAGGCUGCUAAGCUGAAGGAAAAAUAUGAAAAGGAUAUUGCUGCAUACCGAGCUAAAGGAAAGCCUGAUGCGGCAAAAAAGGGAGUCGUCAAGGCUGAAAAGAGCAAGAAAAAGAAGGAAGAGGAGGAGGAGGAGGAAGAUGAAGAGGAUGAGGAGGAGGAGGAAGAUGAAGAAGAUGAAGAAGAAGAUGAUGAUGAUGAAUAAGUUGGUUCAGUUUUUUUUUCUUGUCUAUAAAGCAUUUAACCCCCCUGUACACAACUCACUCCUUUUAAAGAAAAAAAUUGAAAUGUAAGGCUGUGUAAGAUUUGUUUUUAAACUGUACAGUGUCUUUUUUUGUAUAGUUAACACACUACCGAAUGUGUCUUUAGAUAGCCCUGUCCUGGUGGUAUUUUCAAUAGCCACUAACCUUGCCUGGUACAGUAUGGGGGUUGUAAAUUGGCAUGGAAACUUAAAGCAGGUUCUUGUUGGUGCACAGCACAAAUUAGUUAUAUAUGGGGAUGGUAGUUUUUCAUCUUCAGUUGUCUCUGAUGCAGCUUCUACGAAAUAAUUGUUGUUCUGUUAACUGAAUACCACUCUGUAAUUGCAAAAAAAAAAAAAAGUUGCAGCUGUUUUGUUGACAUUCUGAAUGCUUCUAAGUAAAUACAAUUUUUUUUAUUAAAAAAAA